Messenger RNA from Mytilinidion resinicola, 790 nucleotides. RefSeq lists its product as uncharacterized. The record is from RefSeq and is a predicted model, not a curated record. The coding region runs from base 123 to 665 and encodes 180 amino acids. The transcript has 2 exons. NCBI's taxonomy places the organism in Eukaryota, Fungi, Ascomycota, Dothideomycetes, Mytilinidiales, Mytilinidiaceae.
UUUCCCUCAUUCAGCUCACAACCCACAACCCAUACAUCACACAUCACACACCCUGUCUGGUGUCCACAUCCACCUCGCUGCUCACACAAACUACUUCCACACAACAAGGCAAGCUAUUCGAUAUGCCUAAAGCCAACACUUCAGUCCGGACAUCCAACGGAAUGUCCGCUAUCGGGCGUCGAUCUUCCGCACGCGUGUCGCCAUACCCCUCGCGCGAGGAGGUCCAUUCCCAUCAAGCAAUGGCUCCUACCCUUCGGCAAGCGGACGACAAAGAACUGUUCGUUGAUUCCAAUAAGUCCGGAGAUGCCGACACAAAGAAGAUGGCUAUAGAAGCCCCAGAUCCAGCCCUUGUCAAGCCAGAAACAACCUUCAAUGCAUGGGAAUCGGACGAUGAAGAUACGUUUGUGGACCAUGUGGAGUCGAAGGCAAUGAUGUGGUUUGACGGUAGGAUGCUCCCGAUCAUCGAACCUGAAGACCCCUUUGCAAAAAAGCCUGUCAAGAAGGAGAUCCUGAAGGGCACGCCAGAUGAUCGUCUCACUCUCAACAAUCUGUCAGGCUUCUUCAAGCUUCCGCGGGAAGUCCGAGACCACAUCUAUGGCUAUGUGGCGGACGGUAGAAAGAAGGAUACUGAGUACGUCUACUUACAGACCAAUAAGAACGACUAGUCAGAGGUCACCGAGCUCAACCAGAUGAGCUUCAUCCUCCGCAAGCCCGACUGGGACCGCAAAAACUUCUUUCAUGCAUCCGACAUGGAGGACCACCCAAACUCUCGAUAUAGCGGCUGGGUGGA